Anopheles nili is the source of this 465-nucleotide messenger RNA. RefSeq names its product calphotin-like. The record is from RefSeq and is a predicted model, not a curated record. Bases 1 to 465 code for a protein of 154 amino acids. NCBI's taxonomy places the organism in Eukaryota, Metazoa, Arthropoda, Insecta, Diptera, Culicidae. The transcript has 2 exons.
AUGUUCGCCAAAUUGUCCGUUGUUGCUGUUUGUGGUUUGGCCGUGGUUGCGUUCGCAGAGCCACAUGUCCUAACUCCCGUUGGACCUGGCGUUGUGACGGCCCAAAGCUCGCAGGUGUUCGCCAGGACGUACAACGGUAUUGUGCCUUUCCCGGUUCCGGCACCGGUUCCUGCUCCCAUUCCAGCCCCAGCUUUCCAUUUCCACAACCCGGCAUUUGUCCUACCAGCUCCUCCUGCUCCUGUGUUCUAUCCGCAGCCCGUGGUAUACAACCCUCCGCCGACCAUCGUUCCGGUGCCAGUGCCGGUUCCAGCCGUUCCGGCCACUCCGGCGGCCGUCGUACCCACGAUUGUGGCCGCUGCCCCGGCGGCUAAGGUGGUAGCAGCAGCUCCCGUGGCGAAGGUGGCCAAACUCGUGCGACCCCGGCCAUUCCACGCCACCAUCCGGUAUCGCUCGGUUGUUGCCUAA